AUGAUCGAGAGAGAUGCGAUUUUCGUUCCCGCUGGAUGGGAUGGCGAGAAGAAAAUUGAUAUCAUCAAGGUUUCUCAAAAAAUGAUUAUUCCUCAAAAGAAAAUAUUAAGGAAAGCGCCCCGGAUGCCGAUUCGGCCCUUGAGCCAACUCGGGACAAAGUGAAGGCUUCGAUUGCUCGAGAACCUCUUAUUGAAGCUGAAGAUGAACAGGUUGCUAAGCAUUUUAAAAGGAUUUUGUGAAAGAUUUUAAAAAAGUGUGGAAGAACGUCCCAGGGAAGUAAAUAGAAUAAUUAAGCAGUCGCAAGCUUCGGAUCUGGUAAAUUCUUACCAGGGAAUGGUCUCAGCUCACAGUGGGACUUCUGAAUGAGACCAAUUUUAUUAGAUGUAGUUUUUCACGCUGAUUCCAAAUCUGCUUUCAAAAGUUGCCCAAUACGUCUGUGAAAAAAGUUAUGGACCCUCAAAAGUCGAAAAUUUCAGUGUCUCCAAUUGAGCUGAUUUUUGGAGGGUAUGUAGAUCUUGUCCCUCUGGUCACGAAAAACCAUUGAACUUUUCUCGAAAAAGUUCCGCAGCCCAGAUAUGAUCUUUCAAAGCCCGGCGAACAUAAGAGAAUGCGCGCGCGGUGUGGUAUUGCUAGCCGGCGACCGUCGCAGCAACGGCAGCGAGGAGCAGUGGAAAGGCGGCGGACUGGGGAGCACGAGGUCAUAGGUUCGGUCCCCGUCCUCUGCAAAAUUUUUUUGCAAUUUUUUCUUUUUUGGAUAAUUUCGUCUAACUGCUCCUUUCUUGAGUUUUGAAGCGUAGAAACAUGAGAAAACUUCUUUUUGAACCUUUAUAAACAUCUGGACUUAUUUUUGUCAAAAGUUUUAUUCAUGAAAUUUUUCGUGAUUUUCCAUGUGUAUGAGCAUGGGUUGGAGUAUGAAAAUUUUUCAAAAAAUUUUUUUGUUUUUUUGUUUCAAAAGUUGACUGGUCCGAGUAAUCAUGACUACGCUGUCAAAACUCACAGAAAAAAAUUUUUUUCAUGGUUUUUUCAGACCUCAACGCGCACAUACGGCUCUAUGAGAAUGAAAGAAAUGCAAGUUUUUUUUUAGCUUUUUGCUGAAAAACUUGAAGCACUUCUUACUAGUUAUUAAAUUUUAAAGCUAGAACCGUAAUCUCCUGAAUAAAUUCUUUACAAUGAGAUUUUUUUGAAAGUUUACCUUCCAGUCAGACUUUGUCGAGAGUAAAAUUUCAGAAAAAAAUAUAACUUUUUAAGGCUUUAAUUUUUUUGAGCAUUGUCCUUCUUUUGAUUUUGGGACCAAACUUUUUUUCCGACAAAAGGCAAUCAUCGCGUAUAAAUCACUGUAACCUAAAAAGAUCUUUUUGGAAGUGAAAAACUUUUUCUGUGAGUUUUGACAGCGUAGUCAUGAUUACUUGGACCAGUCAACUUUUGAAAAACAAAAAAAUUUUUUUUUGAAAAAUUUUUCAUACUCCAACCCAUGCUCAUACACAUGGAAAAAUCACGAAAAAAAUUUCAUGAAUAAAAACUUUUUGACAAAAAAAUAAGUCCAGGUGUUUAUAAAGGUUCAAAAAGAAGUUUUCUCAUGUUUCUACGCUUCAAAACUCAAGAAAGGAGCAGUUAGACGAAAUUAACCAAAAAAGAAAAAAAUUGCAAAAAAUUUUGCAUAGGACGGGGACCGAACCUAUGACCUCGUGCUCCCCAGUCCGCCGCCUUUCCACUGCUCCUCGCUGCCGUUGCUUCGACGGUCGCCGGCUAGCAAUACCACACCGCGCGCGCAUUCUCUUAUGUUCGGCGGGGCUUUGAAAGAUCAUAUCUGGGCUGCGAAAUUUUUUUGAAAAAAGUUCAAUGGUUUUUCGUGACCAGAGGGACAAGAUCUACAUACCCUCCAAAAAUCAGCUCAAUUGAAGACACUGAAGUUUUCGACUUUUGAGGGUCCAUAACUUUUUUCACAGACGUAUUGGGCAACUUUUGAAAGCAGAUUUGGAAUCAGCGUGAAAAACUACAUCUAAUAAAAUUGGUCUCAUUCAGAAGUCCCGCUGUGAGCUGAGACCAUUCCCUGGUUAAUGAAAUUGAAUUCUUCUGAAUUUUCUGAAUUUUUUCCUGAUUAUGACUUUCGAUUUCAGAAAUUUUUUUUUUGUGGCAAACAUGAGUUGAGAUAAUAAUCUAAUAAAGUCACUGAACAGUCGAAAUUAAGCGACCCAAGAAGAACGGGUUGAGAAGUUCAUUUAAAUGAGAAUUUGAAAUGAAAAAAAUGAAAUUUAUUUUUAAUUUACAAAUGGAUAUUAGCAAAUAAAAAAAUUAGGAAAUUUAUGAGUUCGUCCUUUUCGAUUUUUUCAAAAGUACAUUGUUUCUGAUUUUUUUAAUUUUGAAAAGAGGUAUUUUUUUAACGAUUCAAGAUAUCAUUGAAAAAAAGGCUCUUUUUUUCUUCAAAUAUAUUUUUAAACUUUUUUUCCAUGCGUAAAUUUUCGGGUGGACUAGGUAAGCUUAGAAUUUUAACUUCAAAUUUUUAGUUGAUCCGGGAAGUACGAAGCGUGCAAUGACUGUUCUCUUUAGGUCUUAAAAGAAAUUAAAAAAUUAUUCCCAGAAGUUCCUGCAACGAUUAGCGGCGGCAGAAGCGAGCGCCCCACCGCCGGCCGUGAAAAAGCCUCCGACAGAGGAACCGACGGACAAAGACAGCCCCCUGGCGAAUUUCUUCUCCAAUCUACUCAAGGUUUCGAUUUCGAUUCACUCGCAGAGCUCGUUUAAACCAAAAACAGACUCAGAUGAGUCGCGACAAGGCUCUUCUGGAACAUUCAGCGACGUUAGGGUUGUCGUUUACUUUUUAUCCUCGGAAUAUUGUCCAGCCGUCUUUCUAUUUCUCUCUCGUUUUCUUGGCUCUGUCGCGCAUGAAACUUUGGACUGACUGCUGAUUUACGUGUUUUUAGUGUAUUCAUUGCUGGCUGAGGACAGAAUUCACUCAUUUUUUAUGAUCACGAUGAACUAAUUUGUUACGAAAAGCUCACUUUUGUAGGCAUUUGAUGAUAAAAUUUUCUCAGAUUAGACGAGAGAAAAUUGGAAGAAAAAUUUCAAUCAUUUAAAAUCUCAGAUUUCAUGAAUUUUGAAAUUGCAUUUAUCCAGCUUUUAUGUGAACUGGAUUAGUUUUGCAUAUGAAAACGUGAGAGAAAGUCAGUAUUUUGGCUUUUUUCAAUUUUAUGAUCAUAUUUUUGUUAAAGAGCUGGCUCAAGCGAGAAAAGAAAGCAACUUUAAUAUUUUUUUUGUCGUUAGAAAUUUUUAAAUGAACUGAAAAACAACUUUUAUUAACCUUUAAUGUGUCGCAAAAGAAUAUUUCUAUAAAUGCGCUUGGAAAUAGUGCGAAGUUAAGGCCGAGAAAUAUAAUUUGUUCUUAACAGCUUCUUAGAAACUUUUUGAAGGAGCAUAUAAAGAUGUUCGGAAAGAUCUCGAUACGAUGAGCAAAUCCUGAUGCUUUUUAAAGAUUUUUAGAAUUUUAGAGUGGGCAGGCUCAGCCUUAAUUAGCACCCCCAAAAUCAUUUCCAUUUUUUUUUCGAAAUGAAAAGCUAUAAAAAGUGCAUAUCGUUCCUUGCAUUCCUUCACCCCCAGUCAGCAGCGAAUACACCCUAUCGAAGCUUUGUGAACCAUUUAUCGCCUUAUCGCAUAGAUUACUGUAGUUGAAGAAAAAUUACGGUCGAAAUGGUUGUAGGACAAGCCCGCUGGCGGUAAGACAAUCGCGCCGCCCACCGCCGACACGGCCGCCCAACUCGACCGGAUUCUGAAGAGCGCCGCCUCGUCGACCGCCAAAUCAGAAGACGUCGACGCCUAA
Messenger RNA from Caenorhabditis auriculariae, 3811 nucleotides. NCBI's taxonomy places the organism in Eukaryota, Metazoa, Nematoda, Chromadorea, Rhabditida, Rhabditidae. The record is from the annotation of a GenBank genome assembly.